Messenger RNA from Ylistrum balloti, 1127 nucleotides. RefSeq names its product orexin/Hypocretin receptor type 1-like. The transcript has a single exon. The record is from RefSeq and is a predicted model, not a curated record. The coding region runs from base 1 to 1065 and encodes 354 amino acids. Gene Ontology annotation, molecular function: G protein-coupled receptor activity. NCBI's taxonomy places the organism in Eukaryota, Metazoa, Mollusca, Bivalvia, Pectinida, Pectinidae. Gene Ontology annotation, cellular component: membrane. Gene Ontology annotation, biological process: G protein-coupled receptor signaling pathway.
AUGAACCACACAGGACUAACAGAAUAUGAGCUUCUCCGCCAGUGGAACACUAGACUACGUGUUGUGCUGUUGCCACACAGCAUCCUUUUGGUUGUCUACUUUAUUGUAUGUGUUCUCGGAAAUAUGGCUGUCAUUUACAUUUAUCAGAUCAGAUUUCAUCACAAUACGGACGGACGCUUCUUUAUGCCGUACCUUGCCGGAAUGGAUAUGUUGGCAUGCUUCGUGGGCUGUGCUACUAGUUUACUAAUAAAUUUCAACCCGGUUCUAUAUCCUAGCAAUGUUCUGUGCAAGGUUUCCUAUGCCCUUUGCUACUUUUUUUCGACAAGCUCUGCAUUGAUGCUGUCAGUUAUUGCAGCACAAAGGUUUCUGAAGAUAUGCCGGCCUUUCAAAUUUCAGAUGUCUGGACGGAGAAAGGGGUUUGGAAUUGUAAUUAUCAUUGUGGUAUCUUCUGGCAUGAGUGUUCCUGCUUUUGUAACAUUUGGAAUAUCCUCAAUUCGGAACACAUCUAUGAAUAUCACCGGACAGUAUUGCGCUUCCAUCAACGUUAAUGGUUCUAAUAUGACAUCACUCGUUUACAAUUGCACAGUCUCGGCGAUCUGUGUUAUUAAUAUGUGUUUUCUAUGUACUCUCUAUACCCGUAUUGGUAACAAAUUACGUGAGAUGAGACAGCGGAGACUUCAGCGCAUCGCUACCCGCGAAAAGUGGUCAGAUGCUGACGUUUUUACAAGCGAGACGGAGAAGAAUUCGGUGAAUACAUUAGACAAACAACGACGUCAUACGUCUAAAAAUGUCACAGAAAUGGGGAACCAGGUGACCCUGAUGUAUUUCAUUAUAACAUUCGCCUUUAGUGUCUUCUUUAUUCCAACGUUUGUAACCAUUUUAUGGGACAUUAUUGAUGUUAAUCCAUGGCUUACCAAAGGUGAUGCCUAUGUUGUCGGGUUUCGGUUUAGUUACACUGUUUUUAUCAUCAAUUAUUUAAUCAAUCCACUUGUGUAUAGCUUAUUUGACUCUGAUUUUCGGGGAGAAUUACAGAAACUGAUUCCAAGAUUUUGUCGAAAUGUUUAAUGUUGCACAUUAUUUUGUUUGCCCGCAUGAACCUUUGAUUCCUCUGAAAACUGGUACGCAUA